AACAGCCGCCGGAGCGCCGAGCCGAACGCAGCUCAGCCAGCGCAUCCAAUCUGCAGCCCGGGCUGGAGAAGGAGGAGGCGCCUCGUGACUGGGAAGCAUUGCGCGGCUGCCCGGGGUAGCAAGGGCGGUGGGGGGUGGGGUGGGGGGUGGCGGCCAGGACCAAUUAAUACCUCUGAGACACGCCCCUUUGCCUCCUGGGAUCUCUUCCUCCUCUCCCUAUAUAUUACACACACGCGCGCAACGCAAAAAAACCUGUGCUGUUUUUUUUAAUGGUGGGGGGUACUGUAUUUUCCUCUCCCCAUCCGGAGUUUAGCAGUAGAAAAGGUGGUUCAUUCCAGAUUUGCGCGCGCGUGUGGCAUCUAAGUGGAGGGAGAUCCGUGUCUGAAUGAAACAUUUUUUAAAAAAAAGAAAUCUAAACAGCAGGGAUUUAAACAUGAGGUAUUUUUUUUUUAUGAUGCUUUGCAGAAAUUUCCUCGUUUUCGUCCUGGGGCUUUUCCUGAAGUUCAGCGGCAGGGAUUGCUGAGACUUGGGGCAUAGCUUUGGAAAUGUCAUUCAAACGGGAGCCUUGUGAGUCUUUCUGGAAAUCAUAGCAACUCAACGGUAUCUGAAGAUAUUCCACACUCUUCCCUUAUUCUUUUUCUCCCCCCCCCCACUUUUUGGGGGGUAUCAUCAAAGAAACUACUGCGUUUCAUUUUUGUAGAGGACCUGCGACUGUUUGGAUUUAUUUAUUUAUUUUCCCUGCAAGGAAACUUGACAGAAAAGUAGAUUUAUUUCAAGUAAGUGUUUUUUGUUUGUUUUUUUCCACAGGCAAUUUGCUUUGGGUAACUUUAUUUCAUUUCAUGGUGGUGGUGGUUGUUUCCCUUUAAACACUGGUUGAGGGUCUUUAGUUGAAUGUGCUUUGCAUGAAUUUGCAUUAGAGGUGGCUCUGCUUAGUAAAUCACAUAUUGGAUGUCAGGGUUUUUUGGUUUUUUUUGUUUGGAAUGUGUGCCCAGCAGUCUCCUUCAUUCAUGUCCUAGUCUAUAGCAGCAUGUAGGAGGGCUGUGUGUGUGUGGAAAUGCACCUGACUUUGAAUAAGCAUCUGAUUUUCUUAUUUCAGAUGCAUUUCAACACAGAGGACGGAACGCCUCUGCAAAUACGCUUCAUAAUAAAUAUUACAUGUGGAAUACAGUACUGGCUGCAUUUUAAAUCCGGUUUCCACCGUGCAUCGCAAACUGAGGAGGGAAACACUGGGAAGGCGGAAAUACCUUUGAGACCCUGAGGACUCCCCCAUACCUCAACCAAUGGAACUGCAUAGAAUAAAACAACUGGAUUAUAUAUAAACACUGGCAUUUACAAUUACUGGCUGCUUUAUUUUUUGGGGGGCGGGAGGGGGGACACUCCAUCCGCUUCUGCAUAUAUUUUCCCCCUCCUUUCCCCUACUCCUUGCUAUAAAUGAUGGCUCAGACUGGGAUAAGAGGUUACGACACAAGAGAGAUAGUGCAGACGUACAUCCAUUACAAGCUGUCGCAGAAAGGAUAUGACUGGGUUGCCAGUGAAGACAGAGAAGACCUUCCUUCUCCUCCUCCUCCUCCAGAUCCUGCUGCUGCAGAGACCUUCCCUAACCUUGCUAGAAUGGCAUCUCAUCCUUCCGAGCUGCCUGUAAGUAACGUCGCCCCGGCUGAUGGACCGCACCCUGUGCCACAGGUUGUCCACGCGACUUUACGUCAAGCCGGGGAUGAGUUUUCGCGGCGUUACAGGAGGGACUUUGCUCAGAUGUCUGGACAGCUGCACUUGACCCCGGUCACUGCCAGAGCUCGCUUUGCGGCAGUUGUCGAAGAGCUCUUCCGAGACGGGGUGAACUGGGGGAGGAUUGUGGCGUUCUUUGAGUUUGGUGGCAUGAUGUGCGUGGAGAGCGUCAGCCGGGAGAUGUCGCCCCUUGUGGACAAUAUCACCGUGUGGAUGACUGACUACCUGAACAGGCACCUGGACAACUGGAUCCAAGACAAUGGAGGCUGGGUAUGUUUUUCUCUGUGUUUCCAUUUUCAAAUGCGUUUGUUUCCACUAUUUCAAUAUUACACCUUACCUAUGCGCUUGCAAUGGGGGUCAAAGCUAGCUUGCCUGGCUAGCUGUUUUCCAAGCGCCAGUAGAAUUCAUGGACUCCAGUACUUAAUUGUUUCUGGCAAUUUGCUCGUCCUGGUCCAAAAUGUGAUAACCGCUUACCAUAGACCUGCCAGGUGUUCAAUAGUAGAGGACCUACACUGUAUCAUUCCUAUCUCCAGUGCGCCAGACUUUAAAAGUCAGUUGCCGUGUUGAAAGUAGAUGUUUAAAAACUGAGGUGUUUCAGCAGUGAUAAAGUUCCCAUAAAUCUCUCUAGCCUGUCGGUGACUGUGUUGCACUUUUCUCUCUCAGGUUACAGUGAGAACUCCCCAUCUUGUUUCAAUCAAGGUUUAAUCGCUGAUGUCAUUCAUAGGUUGUGUGAAAUUUGCUGGUAAAAUGAGGUCACAGUUUAAGCAUGAGAGAGGAAAACUAAUGAUGAGGGGGAAGCUAAUUCACGUCAUGUGUGGCCUAUUUCUUGGUUGUGCUUGAAGAGGAAAAAUGCUACUGACACUGUAUUAUGACUACAUAGCACAGUGGAACCCUCAUUAUCUGCACCUUGUUUAUUUUAGACCAUGGCUUGCACAAGUGUGUGUGUGUAUGUGUUUGCAUGCGCGCCACAACCCUUGCAGGUACCCCUCACAACACUUCCAUUGUUUCUGUUUAUCUUUCUAUUUGGGAGAAAAAUGAAAUUCUACAUGGACGUCUUUGCAUGUGGCGCACAAUCAGGUUAAGCAGGUGACACUUGUAUUGAUGGGUAAAGUUUUUACAAGAAGUAAAGCAGAUAUAUUUACAUAUAUAUUUAUAGCAGCUGAUAUAACGAAAUAAGUUUUUUCUUUAUUUUCUUCUUAAAAAAAAUUCUCUAUAGCUCUUUGAAGGGGAAAGAAAAAAUGAACACCUUUUAGGAAAUCUGCAAAUAGGUUUCUUUUCACGACCAGUUCUUGGAAAGUGUAGGACUUUUGUUGUGAUUGAGUGUGGUUCUUAAAGAAAUUGAAAUCUGCAUAUAGAAAUUAGUGAUGGCAGAGAAAGUGGAAGUGUUCUGGAAGGGUGAACUCUGCCAUAUGAAGAUCAGAUGCUGCCUUUUCACCUGUCUUUAACAAUGUACCCUAAUCCUUUUCCGUCUCGAACAAGCAUCUCUGUGCACGUAAUUGUUUUAUGGAUCAGUUAACCAGUAUGUCUCAUCUUUUUGCAUCAUUAGAUUAAACCAGUGAUUCCCAACUGGUGGGUUGGGCUGCAGACACUAGUGAGGUGUCCUCAUGGUAGAAAGAAUGGAGUUGUAGACAAAGUAAAACUAGAAACACAGAGGUAAAGGAAGGGUAACUUUUGUGUAUGAGACUGAGACCAAAGGGUGGGCUUACUUUGUUUAUGAACUUACGCUUCAUAAAAAGUCAAGCCAUGUUAAUAGUAUAUACCUCCAUUUUCUGUUGUUGAGAGAGACAAAGAUAUAUGCUCUGCAAAUGUCUCCUAUUAUUAU
Messenger RNA from Podarcis lilfordi (Lilford's wall lizard), 3547 nucleotides. The record is from the annotation of a GenBank genome assembly. NCBI's taxonomy places the organism in Eukaryota, Metazoa, Chordata, Lepidosauria, Squamata, Lacertidae.